GCAAAGAUUACACCCUCUCCACGCUGAAGCAGCAAAGAGACUUCCAGCACCGCGUGGAGGUAGGAGAAGCCCAAGUGGCCUGUUUUCCCUCCCUGGAGAAAAUGCCCUGUGCACACCCACUCAUCAGAGCACGACCAGCUGCCCCCACGCUGUCAUCUCACCCCAGUGGGGAGGGGCCUUCCCAGCAUGCUCCGGUGCGCCAGGAUGGGCGAUGCUGGUGCACACUGCUUCCUCUGGGCUUUCACCCUGGCUGGGUUCCCCACUGAUUGCAGACGAGACGUCCCCGCCUUGUGCUCUGCACUGGCCAGUACCACCCACCGCCACCUUGCUCAGCCAUGUCACGCGGGGCCCCGUCCCAGGUUGCGUGGUGCCCCACGCGUCCCCUCUCCUGCUGUCAGGGGCUGGGGUGGGGGACGCUGGGGAGGGCCUGGACACUGUGCUUUGUGUCCCCAGCACCUGCUCACUGUCCACGUGGACUCCAAGGACAUCCGUGGCGUGGACGACUGUGUGGCACGGCUGAAGAUGAUGGAUGCGCAGGGACGGGUCUGGGGACAGGACAUGAUCCUGCAAGUGAGGGGCCAUGAGCUGCUGUUGAGCGACAUCGAGACCAAGGAGGAGCUGGAGAGCUACCCCCUGGAGAGAGUCCAGGAGUGCGCUGCCGUCCUCAACCGCUGUGUCUACAAUUCCCUCCUGGCCGUCACCGUGAGGGAGCAGAGCCAGCACGGGAGCAGCAUCCUCCUCUUCCAGUGCGAGCAGCUGGGGGCAGAGCUGAUGAAAGCCAACCUGGAGAAGGCCGUCAAGGAGUGGAAAGGGGAACGGGAGAGUCAGGACGUGCUCAGGAGCAGUUUGGAGACCAUGCUGUCCCAGCACAGCCGAGGGUCCUUCCACAGCAACCCCCCACGUACCAGCCAGGAUAGGUGGGCUGGACCGCCAGAGCCAGACCCCUUUAUUCCCCCCGCACCACGAGCAUGGCAAAGCCAAGACCAGGUGCCCCGGAAUCCCCCAGUCUCCAUGGAUUAUGCGCCUGACCAGCUGCGGCCCCCAAAGCCGAGAGACAAGUGGACGGAUCCCAGCUUGCAGGCGACGCAGGACUUCGACAAAGACACUGAAAUCCUGAACCACGUGCUGAGUGACAUCGAGCUCUUCGUGGGGAAGCUGAAGGAGACGAGCGGCUCGCUGAGCAGCAAGAAGAAGUCGAAGAAGAAGGACAAGGAGAGAGGAGUGCUGCCCCCUGAGCCUGAGUAUGAGACCUGCUUGCAGAAGAUCAAAUACGCCUUAAACCUGCUGGGGAAGCUGAAACCUAAGCUGCAGCAGCAGCCCAGUGCCCCGGAACUGCUUCGAAUCAUCUUCUCCAUCCUCUCCUUCAUUUUAUCCACCUGUCCCUGGCCAAGCCUGGCUUCUUCCAUUGUUUCCCCUCUGCUGACUGAGGCAGCCAUCGACCUGCUGGACGAGUCUUUGGAGAAAAAGGAUCGUGACACCUGGAAGAGUCUGGGCAAGGCUUGGCACACAACGAGGACAGAGUACCCAGGCGGACAGUUCAUCCCUCCCUACAUCCCCAUCUUCUCAGAUGGGUGGGUGCCCCCCCUGCCGACCCAGAGGGAGAACGCCACUCACGUGGAAGGGCAGCCCCUGGGAAGCCAGAACCACGCCGCGUCCAGAGCUCCUUCUAGUCCCCCUCAGCGCAUGCAAGCCAUGUAUGAAUUCCAGGCCAGGAACAACAAGGAGCUGACUGUCGUGAAAGGGGAACUGCUGGAGAUUCUAGACCAGAGGAAGAAGUGGUGGCUUGCUAGAAACAGCGCCGGCGAGAGGGGCUAUAUCCCGAACAACAUCGUGGGGCCAGUGGAUCAGGAGCCUGUGGAGAACAGCAUGAACCAAGCGCCAAGCAGCUCCCCUGGUCUCCAGCAGCACUCCACGCCGGCGGAGGUGACGGCCUGGCUGCGGGACAUGGGCUUCUCCAAGAUCACGGUGAAGUGCCUUGGCGUGCUCAAUGGCAACCAGCUGCUGGGGAUGAGCCAGGAGGAGAUGAAAACUGUCUGCCCAGAAGAGGGAAGACGUGUCUUCUUCAAGCUCUCUGCUGUUAAAUCGUCCCUGGGGAUUGGCCCUCACGAUUAGCUGUCUCCUUUCUACACCAUCUCCGGUCUGGCAGAAGCAUCCCAGGGCCCCGAGACUGAACCGAGGGACAGCAGGUCUCCUAGCAUCAGCCCUACUGCUCUUCUAGGAUUCUUCUCAGUCUCUUCCCCUGCCUCUUGUUCCCAGUGCAGACAUCCCCUAUAGCCAUGUGUCACCCAACUGUCAAGGACUGUUUUUGUUCAGUUUGUACAGAACCUAGCACAAGGGGGGUCCUGGUCCGUAACAGGCUGCUCGGUUCUCCUGCACUACAAAUAACGCUAAUUUAUUCUUAAAGCUACGUAUGCUCCAGCUAAACAUGGACUUCAGCAUUCUGAUCAAAGGCAGAUAAGUUUAGCUCCCCAACAGGCUUUGUCCAACUCUCCCAGUUGUACAGCACCAGUUCUGGGGUUACAUGUAUUGUUAAACUCAAAGAUACACCCCCUAGAAUGCUUGGCUUUCUUUCCCUACUAUUAUGCCUUUGCAGAGCUGGGUAAGUCUUAUUGCAUCUAAAAGAAAAUCUUUCUGCUUAAGAUCAAGCCUGCAGGGCCAAGAUCUCCCAAAAUGGUUGUAUUGUUUUCCACAGGUUUUUCUAGCCAGGAGCAAUUUAAGACUACAUACCAUUAAAUAAACUUCACCUAAUAAUGGCUAAAGAAAGUUCUUGAUUCAAUUUCUUUCCUAGCUCCUUUUAGGAGUUGACUUUGGAAGAGUAUUAGGAAUAGGGGACAGCCUCUUCCCCCCCCACCUCCUCCAGAGGGGCUAGGAGCUCUUCCCCUGAUACCAGGGAUGGGAAAAUGGUUUUAAUGAAGUAGAGAUUAAGAUGAGGAAAGGUGUGUGGGGGGUGUGUGUCAAGUUGUUUGGCACCCACCAAACUGAACAUUUCAGUUUGCGGGAAAUUCCCAACCUAGUGGCGGACACUGAGCUAGGCCACUAAAGAACUGGGUUAUGAACUGUACAGGACCAGAAGUCCUCCUAGCACUUGAGCCUUGGGUAGCUUACACACUACCUUGCAUGUGAAGCACUGUGUAUUGGAUGAGUGUCACCUCCCUCCCCAUUGGCUGUGUGUAUGGUAGCCAGAAGACCCAGUCAGUGACUGGUGGACAGCAGCAUCUUUAAAGAGGGCAUUUGUCUGUGCAACCUUAAUCCAUGCAGCUACUUAGAGCCUUGGUGCAAAACAAGGCCAUGCCCAAUGCACUAACACUGGUUGCUUGUUAAGCCAGCUGCAAGAUUCUUGAGAAUUAGGCUGAAGCCAUGUAAACUGGCCACGUGAUGGUUCCUAGACAGGGUAGAUAAAUUUAAAAAAAAAAAACAAUUGGUUUAAAAUCAGCUUUUUUUGAUAAACUGCUUUUUGGGGAAAACCAAUCAAGAUAAUUUUAAUUAAGAUACAUUAUAGCUCAAAUAUCUCAUCAUGGAAUAGG
Terrapene triunguis (Three-toed box turtle) is the source of this 3524-nucleotide messenger RNA. It is a transcript of the gene EPS8L3, whose product is annotated as EPS8 like 3. Gene Ontology annotation, molecular function: actin binding. The record is from RefSeq and is a predicted model, not a curated record. The transcript has 16 exons. Gene Ontology annotation, biological process: positive regulation of ruffle assembly; regulation of Rho protein signal transduction; Rho protein signal transduction. The coding region runs from base 187 to 2112 and encodes 641 amino acids. NCBI's taxonomy places the organism in Eukaryota, Metazoa, Chordata, Testudines, Emydidae. Gene Ontology annotation, cellular component: vesicle; ruffle membrane; plasma membrane.